GUUCUAUCUCUUUUUUGAUUAAAUUCUGGCUACAAAUCAACAGAAUGACAUGUUUCUCUCAGGGCAAUGGUAUCCUGAGUAAUACCAAUGUCCGCCAGUGCACUCACGCGACAAAACUCAGCAACGCGUCCAUGCACACGCGUAAUUUUUUUCUUUUUUUUUGUGCUUCAUAGAAUGGUUAAUAUCAGCAUUUAUCCUUAUAUCAACUCUGAAAAAAAGCAAGAAUUAAUAUGUCUUGAUUUUCAAGGGAGCUUUGACUCGGGUGAUGCUACCGAACUUGACAAUAUGGAAAUUGGUGAUCUCACGCUAGAAGAUGACUCUGCUGUUCUCGUCAUUGGUCAUCACCGGCUUGUUGGUAAAAAAGCAAAGCUUCCUAAGCCAUAUGCAGUUAUUUAUAAAAGAAAAAAAGAAGAGGAUGCUAUGGAAGAAGGCACGUCUUAUGAUGUUGUUACCAUAUUGAAAGAAAAAUACGUGUUUACUGGCCGACCAGGAUUGAUUGUCCAAGAGAGUUUACGUGGUUUGACAAGAAUAGGCAAAUAGAAUGAAAAUUCUUUUUAUUUUGUAUAUACAUAUUUUAUACCUUAUUUUAGAAUAGUAAACAUCCAUGAAUCUUAAAAGCAAUAAAUUUAUCAUAAAC
Messenger RNA from Gilbertella persicaria, 637 nucleotides. RefSeq lists its product as uncharacterized. The record is from RefSeq and is a predicted model, not a curated record. Gene Ontology annotation, cellular component: Ctf18 RFC-like complex. The coding region runs from base 88 to 540 and encodes 150 amino acids. Lineage: Eukaryota; Fungi; Mucoromycota; Mucoromycetes; Mucorales; Choanephoraceae. The transcript is spliced from 2 exons. Gene Ontology annotation, biological process: mitotic sister chromatid cohesion.